Messenger RNA from Phoenix dactylifera (date palm), 1164 nucleotides. The record is from RefSeq and is a predicted model, not a curated record. NCBI's taxonomy places the organism in Eukaryota, Viridiplantae, Streptophyta, Magnoliopsida, Arecales, Arecaceae.
AUGGAGGUCGAGCAUGCCCGAGCUUAUUCGGCUGCUAAGGGCCGUAUUUCUGAGCUUGAAGCUGCACUGGGCGGCCAGAGGCACGAAGCCGAGGUUAUAAGGCUAAAAGCCGAGCGGCUUGAAAGGCGCAUGGAGGAGCAAGUCCGGGAGGCCGUCCAGAACUUUGCCAGUCCGAGGAAUAUGUUAUUUUUACUAAUGUCUCAUUCUAAAAUGGGUGAAAAUGAGAUUAUUGAAGAUUUAAGGGAUGAGGAUGAUAGAAAUGAAGUUACUGCUGAAAAUGAUUGUGACAAUUCUUCUAGAAAAAAAUCUUGGGAUGGAAUGAAAAUCAUUCAUGAAGCUAUUGAAUGUAUAAGAGAAAUUGUUAGAUAUGUCUCUGCAUCCCCAUCUCGAAUGCAAGCAUUUAAUGAAAUUGUACAACAUAUGAGACUUCCUGCUAGAAAAGGACUCACUUUGGAUGUUCUUACAAGGUGGAAUUCUACUUAUGAAAUGUUGCAUGAUGCAUUUGGUUAUAAAGAUGCUCUUAUUAGAUAUGCAACUGAGCAUUCAUGUGUAUGCCCCACCAAUGAUGAAUGGAAAAAGAAUUCUAUAAUUCUUAAAUUGUUAGAAGCCUUUCUUGAUGCCACUAAAGUAUUUUCUGGUUGUAAGUAUCCCACAUCCAAUUUAUACCUAAAAGAAGUUUGGGAAAAUAGAGCUUUAUUGAUGGAUGAAAGUAUCGAUACUGAUGAAACAGUGAAGCAAUUAACAAAUGAGAUGCUAAAGAAGUUUAACAAAUAUUGGUCUCGGUGCAAUAAUUUGUUGGUAAUUGCUUCUAUUUUGGAUUCCAGAUCAAAGUUGAUAUUUGUAGAGUUUUGUUAUCAAAAGGCAUUUGAGUUGGAGUGCAAGAAAAAGAUUGAUGAUAUUCGUGCUUGUCUUUUUAAAUUGUAUAAUGAGUAUGUAGAUGCAACAAGGGUGCAGCCUUCUAUGAGUUCAAGUGAGCGAACAUCUAAUUUUGGUGGACAAGGUGAUAUAAGUUCUGUUUCUUCCAAAAAGAAAUUUGGUAUGGAUUUUGCUCAAUUUAGAAGUCAGAGUUCUUCAAAACGCCCAAAGAGAUCCGAGCUAGAUAGUUAUUUGGAUGAUGAUGUGCUUCCUGAUUUGGAGAAUAAGGAGUUUGACAUCUCAGCUUAG